Molecule: messenger RNA, 1098 nt
Organism: Drosophila grimshawi
Lineage: Eukaryota; Metazoa; Arthropoda; Insecta; Diptera; Drosophilidae
Gene: eIF1A
Product: eukaryotic translation initiation factor 1A, X-chromosomal
Exons: 3
Coding region: 173-619 (148 amino acids)
Biological process (GO): translational initiation
Cellular component (GO): cytoplasm
Molecular function (GO): translation initiation factor activity; RNA binding
Source: RefSeq, a predicted model, not a curated record
AUGAACAUCUCUAAGUAUGCUCUCUCACUCCUUUUCACUUUAGCGAGGCAAAAUUUGUCACAUUUCGUUGGCAAAAUUUGCAGUGAGUGAUUCAUCGUUUAAUCAUCGAUCGUAACGUCAAAAGCAUAGCGCAACACAGCAGACAGCAACACUAGACCAACAUCGAACCAAAAUGCCCAAGAAUAAGGGAAAAGGUGGUAAAAAUCGUCGUCGUGGAAAGAAUGAAAAUGAGUUCGAGAAGCGUGAACUGAUCUUCAAAGAGGAUCAACAAGAGUACGCACAGGUGACCAAAAUGCUGGGCAACGGUCGCUUGGAGGCAAUGUGCUUUGAUGGCGUCAAACGUCUGUGUCACAUUCGGGGGAAACUUCGUAAGAAGGUAUGGAUCAAUCAGGGGGACAUUAUAUUGGUCGGCUUGCGUGAUUAUCAGGAUUCAAAGGCCGAUGUCAUCUUGAAGUACACACCGGAUGAGGCUCGAAAUCUGAAGACAUACGGCGAAUUUCCGGAAUCGGUGCGCAUUAACGAGACAGUCACAUUCGUUGAGGAUGGCUUCGAUGAGGAUAUUGAGUUCGGCGAUGAGAUUAGUUCUGAGGACGACGCUGAUUCCGUUGACAAUAUCUGAUUAACAAGAAAUAAACCAACAGCAGCAACCGAAACAGCAGCCGCAGAGUCAAAUCAAGAAUAGGGAAUUUAACAAAUUUGUAAAAAGCCGACAGCCCCCAAACUCCACAUAGACCUACACACGCUCACAGCCACACCCACAAAUACCCAAACCGAAUUAUAAAAACGACCCGAGCGACACAGUGACAGCGCAAGCUGAACGGAAGUUACAGAAGUCCAGUAAUUCAAUCAACAAAUACAUUUUUAAAAAUUCGAGUGUUACUUUCAAUAAAUUUCUAACUUUUAUUUCGAAUGCCAAAAAUUAAAAUUGUUCGCUUUUCAACCGCAAUUUUCAAUUCUGAAAUUAUGUAAAACAACUAGGAGAACUUUUAUAUAUAUAUAUAAAGAAAAAACAAAAAAGAAUAAGAAAACAAUGGAGAUAAGUGCAGCAAUGCUAAAUACAAACAUAUUAUUAUUUCAAUUAAAAACAACAAAACGAUA